This is a messenger RNA of Paramecium sonneborni, 1467 nucleotides long. Lineage: Eukaryota; Ciliophora; Oligohymenophorea; Peniculida; Parameciidae. The record is from the annotation of a GenBank genome assembly.
AUGACAUUUAGGAAUUCCCCAGAACUAAGUCUAAACAUAUACGAAAGACCUCCUCAAAAUCCAGAAUGGCAUCAAAAAUAAGAGAAUAUUGAUUUAAUCUUGAAUAAGAUCAGAUAACAUAAUUUGCUUAAAAGAAUUCAUUUUAGUUGUAAUGAGUAGUUGCAAGUAAUUUAAAUAAUAAUUUUAAGGAAAACGACCCUUUAUUGCUUAGAAGUCAUAGAUUAAAUAAAAAACUAGAAGAAUUUGAUAACUAUCAUGAAGAGUAAUUAAAAACUUAUAGAAAGAUUUUAUAAACUGAUAAAGAGCAUAUAACAAAUGCCAUAUCCCAAAGAAGAAGAAUGGGUUCAUUUGUUAAGCAUGUUAGAAGUAUUAGCACAACAGUUUUAAAGCCGUACUAAAUUUAUUUUUAACAGUAGACUAAUUUAAGUCAAUAAUAUUGUAAAUCUAUAAAGUAAUGAUAAAAAGUUGGAAAAUCAAGUUAUAAUGAGAUAAUAAAUAAAAUCAAUUUAAGAAAAUAGAAAAACAAUAGAAAAUUGUUCUAAAAGACUUUAAUAAUUAUUUAAAGAGGAUUUUUCAAAUCAAGGAUCAAGAGUGCAAAGUCAUUUAGAACAAAGAAAUAAAAAGAAAAAAAAUUCAAUUGACUUUAUCCGAAACCUGUAUUGAUUUGAUUUUUAUAUAUAAAUAAUUUGUUUAUGUAUCUUUUUUUAGAAAAUUUUAAAGUCAUGAGAUCAUAAAUUCAAAAAUGCAUAAAUUACUUUACUUUUUUAAAAUGAAUACUUCUACUUCUAUUACUAAUAAGCACUAGUCCUUCAAAAGAGUUAAAGAAAGACUUGUUUGUGAAGCAAUUGAGAAAGUUGAAAGAUGGAGAUAAAUGUUUACUGAAGGAUUAUAAAUAGAAAAUGGUGAAAUAAUCAAAGUUACUUUGAAUUAAGCUGCAGAAUUAGUUGGAAUACCCAAAAAAACUCUUGAAGAUUAUACUUAACUAUUUAAAAAAGUCAAAUUACUCACUGCAGAUAUAAAACAAUUCUCUAAUGAAAAAAUGGGAUUUUUAAGAAGUUAUUUGAGAAAAAAUCAAAACAAGCUUAAGAAAAAGCUUAAAGAUCAGAGACUUAAAGAACUUGAAAUCCAAAGAAAGACUUUAGAGAUGAUCAAAGAGUAAAAUUAUUUACAAAAAUAAAAAUUACAUGACGAUACUGAAACCACAGAAACUUAUGAUGCUCAAUUGGAAUCAUCAAAUCAAUAGCUAUGGGAUGAGUAAAAUUAUAUUGAUACUGAAAUAUAAUUUUAACAAGUAUUUCUUUUAUUUUUUAUAUUUAUUAGGAGGAAGAUCAAGAUUUUCAAGAUUACGAUAGCCGCUAGUGUUAUUUUAAUAGAAUAUCCAAUUUCUAAUAGGAAGAAGAUAUUGAAAAUUAUUUCCAAUCAAUCCAAUGAAUAAGAAAUGUAAUAUUUAUUCAAUACAUAUGGAAC